Melanotaenia boesemani (Boeseman's rainbowfish) is the source of this 883-nucleotide messenger RNA. RefSeq names its product apolipoprotein Da, duplicate 1 (gene apoda.1). Bases 105 to 659 code for a protein of 184 amino acids. Gene Ontology annotation, molecular function: lipid binding. Gene Ontology annotation, biological process: brain development; tissue regeneration; lipid transport. The record is from RefSeq and is a predicted model, not a curated record. NCBI's taxonomy places the organism in Eukaryota, Metazoa, Chordata, Actinopteri, Atheriniformes, Melanotaeniidae. The transcript is spliced from 5 exons.
GGCAAAACCGCACAUAGAACUACCUCUCUGAGACAAAUAACAGAAUCUGUGAAGAGAAAGCACAUAUCAGACCAGCGGGGCAAAGAGGUAACAACGCCUGUACUAUGAAGUUUUUUCUGGUUUUUGCUCUCAUCCUCCCGGCCAUCUGGGCUCAGAUUCCCCACUGGGGCCCAUGUCCGGAGCCAGCAGUCCAACCAGCCUUCAGCCUUAAACAGUUCAUGGGGAGAUGGUUUGAAAUUGCCAAACUGCCAGCCCAAUUUGAGAAGGGCCACUGCAUUGAAACCAAUUUCACUAUGAGGACCGACAACUCCAUUCGAGUGGUCAGCUCUGAAAUACUAAAAGGAGAGGUGAGGAAAAUCGAAGGGACUGGUGUCAUAGAGGAUAUGAAGAAUCCAGCCAAACUUGGAAUAAGUUAUUCCUACGUUCUUCCCUAUUCCCCUUACUGGAUCAUGUCCACUGACUAUGUAAACUCGGCCCUGGUGUAUUCCUGCACGGACGUCCUCAGGCUCUUCCAUGUCGACUUUGCCUGGAUUCUGGGUCGAACACGGAGCUUGCCGGAGUCCACCAUCGAGAGAGCCAGAGAGAUCUUUGCCACCAACAACAUUGAUGUGACCAGGAUGAUUGCCAGCAGGCAGCAAGGCUGUGACAAAACUCUCUGAUUGGCAGUGGAAAUUCAACACAAGGUGGUGCUGUUACUGACAGAGGGAUGGAAAUUAUUGUAGAGUUUGGUCCAGAAAAUUUUUGUCUAAUAUUUCAUGGUGAUUGUGACACUAAGAUAAAGUCAGCUGAGUUUCACGUGUUUGUUUGUGUCAGGAAAUGACGAAAUACAUGUUUACAGCACUGUAACAGUUUGCCUGCACAAUAAUUAAAGUAAGUAAUCUGA